AGAGGAACAGGAAGAGAGGAGACGAGAGAGAAGGUAGCAGUCAGACAGAACGGGCGAGAGCUUGUCACAUCGGCAUGUGAAACGCUUCAUACCAGGCUGUUUUUUUUUCUUCAUUUAGAUAUCGAGAAGACAAAUUAUGUGAAAUAUGCGCUGCUUGGAGUGUGGGAACUUCAACAGAUGAAGCUGUAAAAGGACAACUUUUAAGGGUUUGACAACAAGCUUGAUGGACUGUGCAGAGAUCAAAGUUGAAAUGGCUGAAGAGGGGCUUCUGGGACGUCUCCACAUCACAGAAGAGGGAGACAUAACAGAGGGUGUAUCUGAAACAGGGGCAGCUGUUGUUGUUCAGAGCUGCAGCGUAGAUUCAGCCCUAAAUAAGGAAGAGGAACAGGCUGGAGAGGACGAGAAAGAAGAAGAUGAAGCGAGUAAAAUGUGUUUAGAAGAGCGAGAGACCAAAGCAGAGGACAUUCAAGGAGAAAAACAAGAGGACACUGAGGAUGUAAAUGAUGGACAAAACAGAGCUGAUGGGCAGACACUCGAGAUGAUGAGGAUUAAUGAAAAACCUGAGAAACCGAAUGAUACAGAGGACGAAAAAGCUACUGAAAUUGACCCUAAAUUUGACAGAAAAAGCUUGAAUUCCUCAGAGUUACCUGAAGGCAACACAAAAGAGGCUCACCGGUUAACCCCAGACUUCCCGGAGUCGCUGUAUGAGCUGCUCUGCACCCUCCAGGAGGGGAGGCGGCUCAAUGACCAGCGCUGCUCCUUCAGCCUGGAGGCCGGUGGGCUGAGGAGGAGGAGGUGCCACUCUGAGCCCAACACGGGCAAACCAACACACAGAGUCAUCUUUUCCUCCAUGACUUCACUGCAGAAAGAGGAGUUUUUCGAGCUGGUGGCCACUGCUCAGGCUCGCAGGCUGGAUGACCAGAGGGCGCAUCUCGACAGGUCUCCACCGACAAAAUCAAAGACAAGAAGUUUCAGAGGCAGCAUAAAGCAGCUCUCUUUCGUGAGAAGGCCUGUGUCUGUUCCUGCACCAACUCCUGCUGUGGCUCCUGUGCCCAAAGAGGAUCUGUAUAACAUGAUUCUUACCACACAAGCUCAAGGCAGACUGGAGGAUCAGCGCAGCAGGGCCCCUGGUCCCAUGGAUGAUGAGGACUUCUUCUCCCUGCUCCUGAGGGUCCAGGGGGGGCGCAUGGAGGAGCAGAGGACUGAACUGCCAUGCCUGCUGCAAACCUGAGAUGGAAAAAAUGCAAAAGAACUGUGGGAGUCACAGAGGAAGCCAUCCAGUAUUGUAGCCUUUUAGCCGUAUUUACUGUUAAAACAGGGUCUUUUUUUUACCCUGAUGACGCUUUUUUAGAGUUUUGUCAUCACUUUUGAUGUCAGUGCUAAGCUGUUGAGACUAGCGAAAACGCUAAUGUUUAAGCAAUGGAGCAUUUAGAGUGGAUCCUGAUGUGAUUGUGAAGUUUACAAGUUAGGUAUUUUAAUCUAUCCUCAUAAAUAAGAGCUAUAGAUGUGCUUUUUUAUAUCCUGUGCUGAGCGUAUGUGAUGAGUGUUUGGAUGGUUUUGUGUUUGCACAAUUUUUAAGUGUGGAGGAGGCAGUCUACUGAUCUCUACAGUGUUUUUCUUUUUGUACAAUAGAUAUUAAACACACAAGGGAUGGUGGUAAGAAGACAAUAGUUUAAAGGCCACUGAAUGCAUGACUGUAAACUCCUCCAGUAAAUAAACAUCUCUCAGAGCAA
Molecule: messenger RNA, 1733 nt
Organism: Cheilinus undulatus (humphead wrasse)
Lineage: Eukaryota; Metazoa; Chordata; Actinopteri; Labriformes; Labridae
Product: G-protein-signaling modulator 2
Exons: 5
Coding region: 224-1231 (335 amino acids)
Biological process (GO): regulation of inflammatory response
Molecular function (GO): GTPase regulator activity; protein binding
Source: RefSeq, a predicted model, not a curated record